UCAGAGGUAAAGGAAAGGGGCCGAAACCCUGAGAACCAUACAAUGACAAAUGAGAAAACUCCUCCCCACUGAAGAUAUUCAGGUGUAUAAAAGGCACACAACGGCAUACGUAAGACCUAGCACAGAGUCGUUAAUCUGGAGUAUUGUGAAUCCUUUGGCUUAGAAGAAAAAUGAACACCCAGCCUGACAUGAUUCGAAAGUGUGUGUGGCCGGUGUGCCUCAUGGGCCUGUUCAUCACUGGCACACUCUCUCUGGGCUGUGACUUGCUACAUAUUCAUCUUCGUAGAAUCACCUGGCAAAAUGUGGAGCUUCUGACCAAUAUGAGCAAAUCACUUCCUCUGGAGUGCCUACGAGAAAACAAAGCUUUUGAGUUGCCCCGAGAGGUCCUAGCAUAUAGCCAGCCUCUUUUGCACAGAGACAUCAAGGGGACCUUCUAUGAAAUGUACAUGCUGGCCUUCAGCAUCUUCACUCAAUCUACCUUCCAGUCCACUGGGGAAGAGAAACACCUGGGACAAAUCCAAACCGGACUUGAUCGGCAACUGCAGUACCUGGAACAAUGCUUGAAAGAAGAGAAGGGAAAUGAAGACAAGGAAGAGAUGGAGGAGGAUGAGAGGAGACACCCGGGAGCUAGGACCCCCCAGCCCAGCAACUUAGAACUGAGGAGGUAUUUCCACAGGAUAAGCAGUUUCCUGCAAGACAAGCAGUAUAGCCACUGUGCCUGGAAGAUCGUCCAAGUGGAAAUCAGAAGGUGUUUCUACUACUUUCAGACACUCAUAGAACUACUCAGAAGGAAAUAAGAAUCACCUGUCUACCUUCAAGCAAGAACUCUAGCAUCGGGGUUUCGGCUACACAAAUUCACAAAAGAGGGUAAAAUGUACCUGGUUCAGCCCCUGGGAGAAACCUCCUGCUAUUUGUGUUAACAGUGUGCUGCUAAAUUGCUUAGAUUCAAGAUUCAUCCAAGUAUAGGACUCAAACAGUACAGCCACACGGGAAGUCUUAUGCUAAAACUGAGGCAAACUUCAGUCAAAAAGUUAGAAUAAUUAAAAGAACAAGUUGUGCAUCAUGGUAUGCUGGUUAUCAGCGGAA
Molecule: messenger RNA, 1086 nt
Organism: Myotis lucifugus (little brown bat)
Lineage: Eukaryota; Metazoa; Chordata; Mammalia; Chiroptera; Vespertilionidae
Gene: IFNK
Product: interferon kappa
Exons: 2
Coding region: 171-797 (208 amino acids)
Biological process (GO): T cell activation involved in immune response; cytokine-mediated signaling pathway; response to exogenous dsRNA
Cellular component (GO): extracellular region
Molecular function (GO): type I interferon receptor binding; cytokine activity
Source: RefSeq, a predicted model, not a curated record